Molecule: messenger RNA, 384 nt
Organism: Pochonia chlamydosporia 170
Lineage: Eukaryota; Fungi; Ascomycota; Sordariomycetes; Hypocreales; Clavicipitaceae
Exons: 2
Coding region: 1-384 (127 amino acids)
Source: RefSeq, a predicted model, not a curated record
AUGUAUUGCCAUGCCGAUGGUGAAGGUGUCGCUUGUCGCAGGUUGCAUGUUUUUGUCGAUCUACGUCGUUGUGGAACCAGAGUGGUAGCUUGGCUGAUGGCUAAAGAGGCAUCCCUGCAGGUCUGCAACUUUGCACCCUCCUACGCGCAACCAAUUCAGGUCACCCAUGGAUCUCGGUGGUCCAAGCAAGCAUCCGGGCGGGUCUAUUGCUGCGAUUCAAGCAUCCACUGGAUGUCAGCCACUGGUCGUCGUUGUGUUGAUACCAUCUCACAGUGGAUGCUUUGUCUUUGCCGUGGCCAGUUUGGCGAAGGAAAAGCAAGGAGAUUGUCUUCAUCAGCUUGGAGGCGAUGGGAGAAGGGGAGAGAGGAAAGAAAACGAAGCUAA